This is a messenger RNA of Cataglyphis hispanica, 4704 nucleotides long. RefSeq names its product contactin. NCBI's taxonomy places the organism in Eukaryota, Metazoa, Arthropoda, Insecta, Hymenoptera, Formicidae. The coding region runs from base 368 to 4048 and encodes 1226 amino acids. Gene Ontology annotation, biological process: cell-cell adhesion. Gene Ontology annotation, molecular function: protein binding. The transcript is spliced from 8 exons. The record is from RefSeq and is a predicted model, not a curated record.
AGUGUCCGGCAAUGUAGCGUCGCGUUUGUAAUCAAACGCUUUUAUAUAUUUGACGUUUUUUAUUUUAUUCCUUAAGCUUGAUUCGUACUUUAUUAUAUCCAGUGUGUUUAAAUAAAUAUCUCAAUCACACCUCUCAGUGAAUAUCUUAAAUGAAUUAUCAUACAUGUGAAAUGAAUGAACAAGUGGCAUAGUUAACAAGAUAGUCAUUUACAGAGAAUGUCUAAGAGCUAAAUUUUAUCAGUUUUGCUUUUGCCAAUCGCAUUUUUGUUUAACAAUAUUUUUAAUCAGUAUCAAUAGUAUAAUACUGUAUAUUAUAAUUUGAUACUUUUAAAAUGUUUAUUGCAUAAUACAUUACAAGGUGUCCAAAAUGAUGUCUUAUUUAUUGAGUGGCGUGGCAUUCUCGCUAAUUCUUUUAUUACCUGCAUUUGCACAAAAUAUUUUGUAUGGAGAACCAGCUUAUAAGUGCCCUCAACAUUGGAUGCACUUUCAAGAAUCAUGCUAUCGUUUUAUCAAGAGUCCAUUGAGACCACGAGAGGAUGCACGAAGGAACUGUCAAGCAUUUCAAAGUGAUCUACUUACUAUUAAUACGAUAGAGGAGCAUGGAUUUAUACUCUAUCAAUUGCUAUGGCAAGAUCCACAACAUCGUAGAUGGUAUACUGGAGCAAAACUACAGAGUGGGUUAUGGAUAAAUGAAGCUGAUAGUACAACCUUAAUAAAUAUGGAUAAUGCCUUUCUACCUGAACCCAAUGACAAUAUAAUAGGAAGAGAUUAUUUAGCAUAUUCCUAUUCUAAUAACCUUCAGCGUUGGGGACUAGAAAAAGUCACUGGUAGAGAAGAGCUCUUAUAUAUCUGUGAAGCACCCAUCGCUACUCUUCAUAAUUUGGUAGAUGAUGAUCGUACUUAUCAAUAUGGCAUUGAUAUUGAUAAUCCUCUUCAAAUACCUAGAGGACCAUAUUUUAUAAAACAACCUAUAAGCAAAGUAUUUGAUGUAUCAAAGAGAAGGAUAAAUAAUGAUGUUACCCUAAGUUGUCUAGCAGGUGGCUAUCCUACUCCAACCUAUGAAUGGUUUAAAGAAGAUUAUGAAAAUGAUCGGCUUAUUGCAACAAAAAUAGAUCCUCUUUCAAAUAGCAGAUAUACUGUGAGUGGCGGAACAUUGAUCAUCUAUGAGCCUGAACAAACAGAAGAUCGUGGCUCAUAUCAUUGCAAGGCUACUAAUAAAUUUGGUACAAUUAUAUCUGAGAGUGUUGAAUUGUCGUUUGGAUAUAUCCUAGAGUUUAAUUUAAAACGUUCUGAGGAACGUGGAGAUAAUCACUGGGGUAAAGCAGUAUAUUGCGAUCCGCCGCAACAUUUUCCGGGUGUAAAAUACUACUGGGCGCGAGAUUAUUUUCCCAAUUUUGUCGAGGAGGAUAAACGCGUAUUUGUUUCACAUGAUGGAGCGCUUUAUUUCUCCACAUUGGAAACGAUCGACCGAGGAAACUAUUCAUGCAAUGUUCAAAGUGUCGCAUCUGAUACCGGACGUAACGGGCCAUUUUUUCCGUUAAGAGUGAAUAUGCACUCCUCAUUUCAGCAGCUGAAAUUUCCUAAUAAUUUCCCAAAGGCAUUUCCAGAAGCACCAAUAGCUGGAGAGGAAGUUAGAUUGGAAUGUAUUGCAUUUGGAUAUCCUGUACCUUCAUACAAUUGGACAAGAAGAGGUUCUGUCUUGCCGCGCGGUGCGUACGCGACGAGUUACAAUCGGGUAUUAAUAAUACCCCGUGUACGUGUGGAGGAUCAAGGCGAAUAUGUUUGCCGGGUGUACAAUGACAGAUUAUCAAUUGAGAAUUCCGUGCGAUUAACCAUACAAGCAGCGCCUAAUUUUACUAUUCCAUUGGUGGACAAACACAUGGAUAACAGGGCAGAUCUAACCUGGACUUGUGAAGCAUUUGGCAUACCAGAUGUUACUUAUAGUUGGUUCAGAAAUGGAGAACUUUUGGACAUGUAUACUUUGCCGCCUGAAGAUAGGAACCGUUACACUAUACAAGAUAAUGUACUAAAUAUAAAGCAUUUGGAUCCUGAAAAGGAUCAAGCUAUGUAUCAGUGUCGUGCAAAAAAUCAGUUGAAGACAACAUAUUCAUCGGCACAACUUAGAAUCCUAUCAUUGAAACCUUCUUUCAAGAAGCGGCCUAUGGAAUCCGAAACAUAUGCGGCGGAAGGUGGUAAUGUCACGAUUGUAUGUAAACCGGAAGCCGCGCCCAGGCCGAAAUUCGUAUGGAAGAAAGAUGGAAAUGUGAUCGGAUCAGGUGGUAGGCGAAGAAUUCUGGAAACCGGAAAUCUCAUCAUUAGCCCGGUAUCACGAGAUGACGAAGGAACAUAUGUGUGCACAGCAACGAAUCAGUAUGGCAGCGAUGAAACUCGUGGACGAUUAAUUGUAUUACGUGGACCACAACUUAUCGAAAGAUUGCCACCACAAAUAAUUGUGACCUAUAAUUUUAAUCAGACAUUGCGUUGCUUGGGCCACAUAGACGAAAUGUUGGAUGUGGCGUAUAUUUGGACGCAUAAUGGUAUACGUAUCCGCGAUAAAGACUUGCAAAAUAAUCCACGGUGGCACAUUGAGGGUGAAUAUCUAGACAUUAUAAAUGCCACGUUCGCUGAAUCCGGCGAAUACGAGUGUAUCUUGAGAAGCGCUGUUGGUGAAAUAUCGAGCAAGACCAAUCUGAUCGUGCACGGACCACCCGGGCCGCCUGGUGGAGUGCAGGUUGUAAAUAUCGUGAAAACUUCAGCCACAUUACGAUGGACUGAUGGCGCCUUGCACGGCAGACUGAUAACUAUGUACGCAAUUAAUGCGCGUACAAAUUGGAAUCGCACAUGGUUUUCUCUCGUAGAAAAUAUUACAGCUAUCGAGAUGGAUAGAUACAAUGGCCGAAAAGAGGCGUUCCUUGAAAACGUUCUGAGUCCUUACACUAUAUAUGAAUUCCGUGUGCUAGCCUUCAAUGAACUUGGUUAUGGUCCACCAUCAUCUCCUUCACCUCAAUAUAGUACUCCGCCCGACAAACCUACAAAAUCACCGUCAAAUAUUAGUGGCGGUGGAGGAAAGAUUGGAGAUCUUACAAUUACAUGGGAUCCUCUUAGCCCAUCCGAGCAAAAUGGUCCUGGAAUCUAUUACAAGAUAUUCUGGCGUCGCAAAGGGCAUGACACGGAAUAUCAGUCGUUAUCUUUAAAGGAUUAUGGCAAUGUCGGUAGCAGCGUCGUGUCGAUCCAACCGAAGUAUUAUUACACGGAAUACGAAGUGAAAGUACAAUCGAUUAACGCGAUAGGCGAGGGUCCUAUAUCGGUAAACGUGACAGUGUACAGCGCGGAGGAUAUGCCGCAAGUCGCACCGCAACAAGUGUUUGCCAUGAGUUAUAACAGCACUAGCUUGAAUGUCAGUUGGCAACCGAUUGAACAAACUCGUGAACGAGUGCGAGGCAAAUUGAUUGGACAUAGAAUCAAGUACUGGAAGGAAAGCAACCGCGAAGAAGACGCUACUUAUUAUUUAUCGCGAACCACUCGUCCUUGGUCGUUAGUAGUUGGAUUGCAACCAGAUACAUAUUAUUAUGUAAAGGUGAUGGCCUAUAACUCCGCUGGGGAAGGUCCGGAAAGCGAACGAUAUUUGGAGCGAACUUACCGAAAAGCGCCACAACAUCCGCCGUCUUCGGUGAACGUGUAUGGUGUGAACCCAUCGACGGUGAGGGUCGUUUGGCGUUAUGUACAGCCGAGUUUCGAGGAGGAACCACUGAUCGGAUACAAAAUACGUGUAUGGGAGGUGGAUCAAGAUAUGAGCACAGCGAACGAUACAAUAAUACCAGGCGGUUCCAAACUGGAAGCCGAUAUCAAGAAUCUUAGCCCAGGCAAGGCAUAUCACUUAAGAGUGCUUGCAUUCAGUAACGGUGGCGACGGCCGUAUGUCGAGUCCCACCCAUACAUUCCAAAUGGGCGAUGCCGCAGCCUUUAGAAGCAGCGCCGGGAAUAAAAUUCUGGAUGCCGCUCUGGGGAUAACUUUCUUACUACUCUUACGGGUUUAUGACUAUAUAUAGUGUAAAGUUAUCCUUAAUAAUUAUGUAGGCCAUAAUAAGAUUUAACGGCUGUAAAUUUUAUACAGAUUUCUUAAAUGAACAAAUAUUUUAACAAAAAUUAAAAAAAUUUUAAAAUGAGAUUUAUAAUAAGAUAUUAUAGAUUUCUUCGUUCACACACACUCACAGAUCGCUUAAGCAAUUUCACAUAUCAGUAAACUAAUUGUUGGCCUAAAACUUAAUAUAUAUUUUUAUGUCAUUAAUGCGUUAUGUAAUGCAAUAAUAAACAUAGUCGUUUUUGUUUUUUAUGUUUAUCAACGAUAACUUAAUGUUGCAGUACUUCCACAAUUCUUUUUAAGAAGUAUUACAAUAAUAUGCCUCUACAAAGAGACUGAAAUCGAUCUGAAUUUUUGAUUCUGAUAUUUCGCAGAAUAAUAUGUGUGCUAAGUUUAGCAUAAUUUUUAUUCUAUAUGAUAGAAAAAAUAUUCUAUUUGCUUCUUUCUUAUAUAUAUUUUUUUGGCAUAUAUAUCAACAAUAUUUUAAAAUUCUCAUAAAUAAUAUAUUAUUUCUUUAUCAUAUUACUAAUUAUUACAUAUACAUGAAGUAUAUUAAGUAAAUUGUGCAAACUUUUAUAUAUGUUUUGUCUAUAUAUAUAUAUAUAUAUAUAUAUAUAUAUAUAU